Molecule: messenger RNA, 5270 nt
Organism: Rotaria sp. Silwood1
Lineage: Eukaryota; Metazoa; Rotifera; Eurotatoria; Philodinida; Philodinidae
Source: the annotation of a GenBank genome assembly
AUGGCUUCACAUUUCAACAAUAAUGAUGAAGGAGAUCUUGACAUACAGAAGGUGAAUAAUGAGUUGCAGCGUUUAGAGAGAGAAAAACAAGACGCCAAGGAUGAAUUACGAGCGGUCGAAGCACGUAUCGAAGAACUUAAGCAAGCAUCGAAAGAUCAUGAAGCAGAAAUUCGUCGAUUGGAUGAACAAAUCAAGCAACUCAAUAAUGAACUAGAAAGACUUGAACAAGAACUCGAAGAUUUACGAGAUGAACAAACUCGUUUAGAACAACAACGUCGUCAACAACAAUUGGAACACGAUCGUCUUCAAGACAAGCUUUAUCAAGAAACAGAACGUCUUCGAAAACUUCAAGAACAACUCAAGAAACUCGAAGAUCAGAAAUAUGAAUUAGAAGAACAACGUACACAACUCGAACAACGUCGACAACAACUUGAGCAAGAGAUACAUCGAAUAGAAGCACAAAUUGCACAACUUGAACAACAACUACAGGAGUUACAGAAUCGUCUUGAACAAUUAACUCAAGAAAUACGAUUACUCGAAGCAGAAAUAGAUCGUCUCGAAGAUGAAAUCAAAGAAUUACAAAACCGAAUUGAAGCACUUGAACGACAAAAAGAACAGAUUCAACAACGUCUUCGUGAAAAUGAGAUGAAACUUGAUGCAAACGAAGCUGAACAAAAACAAAUCGAAGAUAUGAAACAACGAAUAGCUCAUUUGAUCAAUUUAAAGAAGAAUCAUAUUGCAGAGUUACAAAAGGAACAAGCAAAAUUGGAAGCAGAAAAACGUGAAGCACAACAAAACAUAAAUCGUGCUAAAGCAGAAUUGCAGGCGGCUCAAAAUCGAAUGAAUCAAUUUCAAACUGUAGUUAAUCGACUUCGACAAGAGUUGGCUGCACUUUCACAAGAGAUACUGAAGACAGGUAGAGAAAUUCAACAGCUGGAUGGAGAGAAGAAUAAAUUACAAGGUCAACUGCAGACGCAGACGAAAGAACGUGCUGAUGUAGAUAAAAAGAGACAGGAUACAAAUGCCAAACUCGAUGGAAAAAAAAGCGAAUUACAAAAGGCCGAACAACAAAGGGAUAAACUUCAACAAAAUAUGACUCGUCUAGAAAAUGAACUCAAAACUUUAAGUGAAAAUCUUCGCUCUCUGAGCGAUCAACGUGAUGAGUGUGCCAAACAACUGGAACGUGAGCGCGAGAAACAAAACAAACUUGAACAAGAAUUGAAAACAGAAGAAAACAAACAACAACAAGCGGAACAAGCUCAUCAAAAGCAAGAACAACAGGUGAGAAACGAUGAAGCAGCCUUACGAUCAGCAGAGAGUAAAGAAACAGCAGCGCGUACGGCUGAACAACAAGCGCAAGUUGAAUUAACAACAGCACAAAGCAAUUUGGCAACUGCUCAAGCAGAGCUUGCUAGUGCAACAGCAGCAGUCGCUGCUGCUGCAGCCGUUCCAGGAGCUUCUGCUGCGGCAGCAACCAGAGUGACAGCAGCUCAAGCAAAAGUUGCUGCUUGCCAAGCACAAAUGGUACAGCGCACAGCUUAUCAUAAACUGAAAGUGGGUGAACAUACAGCAGCUCGUGCACAUACCACAAAAUGCCGAGCCACUCUACAACAAGCUCGUGCAACACUUCAGCAACGAAAAAGUGAACUCGAAACUCAGAAACAACGAGUCAAUGCCAAAAAAGGAGAACAUGAGAAACAGAAGGCAGUAGUGACAACGAUCAAAGAGAAACUCGAAAAAUUGAAACAAGAUUGCUCGAAAGCAGAACAGAAGGUCAAAGAGAAAGAGACAGCAGUUAAAAAUGAAAAGUCUCAACUUGAAAAACAGAAGAAAACAUGCGAAACAUUGAAGACUGAGGUCAAUCAACUUGAUACAGCAGUCAAGAACUUAGCUCAACGUGUUCAAAAUCUCGAUCAACAAAUCAAAAACUCGCAAGAUGCAUUGACACAAAAUGAGAAUCAACUAAAAGGCAAGCAGUCUCAGCUCAAUCAGCAAAAAAGUCAAGAAACAGCAAAAACGCGCGAACGUGAUGCAAAUAUAGCUGAAGUGAACAAAGAAGCAGCAUUGGCACGAGAAAAACAAAAGGAAGUCAUGCGUAUCGAUAAUCACUUACAAAAUGUGCAAGCAAAUCUUGAUAUGUUGAACAAGUCAGUACCUGAACUUGAGAAAGACUUAGCCGAGCAGGAUCAAAAGUUGAAAGAAGCACAAAAAGCAAUGCAAAAACUGGAAGCCGAACAUUCGAAACUUGAGUCUCACUUAAGCGAACUUGAUCGUGAGAAACAACAGGCGGAACGAGAAAUCAAAACACUAACACGUGAUAUUGAAAGGCAACGUGUGACCUUGAGUGAAAAGCAACUUGCAAAAGGCUCUCUUCAAGCAGAAGUAAACAGGAAAAAAUCAGAUUUAGCAGCGAAACAAUCGCAAAAACUAGAGCGUGAAGUUCAAUUACAUGCUGUUGAAGAUCAACAGCUAGCUAAUAGACAAGCAAUCAAAAAUGUCGAAAACCAAAUGAAUGACACGGAACGACAGAUACAACGACAGGCAACUUUACAACAGGAAACAAAGCGUCUUUGUGAUCAAGCUGAAGCACAACUGCGUAAUACAGAACGUGAUCUUGAUCGACUUACUCGACAACUGAAUGAAAAACAAAAUAUCUAUGACAAAAGAAAAAGAGUUGCAGACAAUUUGAAUACCCAAGCAGAGAAUCGACGAACAUCACAAGUAGCUGUUGAUCAAGAACUGUCGCAACUAUCAUCUACACUUCAGUCUCGCCGAGCAAAAAUAGCUCGAACACAACGUAAUAUAUAUCAAGCGAACCAGUAUAUUGAAGCACACCAAACGAAACAAACACAUCAGACAAAUAAGGUUACUAAUAGUCAUGGACGAUUUGAACAGUAUGACACGGAAGAGGAUGUAGACUAUGUGACCAACACCCAAAACCUCUACUCUUAAGUAAAUGAUGUGAGAAAGAUGUCUUGUUUUUAUUAGAUGUGUUAUUAGCUUUUACUGGUACAGUACUUCCGAUCGUUUUUUAUACCAGAAAUAAAAAUGUGUCUUAUUCACAGGAAAACACAUUAGGUAUGUCAUAAAAAAGUCAUUUCGUGAUUUCUAACAAUAUAAGGAAACAACAAUGUUGAGAUUUCCAUGAAAGAAAAGUGUUGAAAGAUUCAAAAAUUUCAAACUUACUCUAAUAUCAAUAUUCUCAAGACCUAUAACCUUGUGGGUGAGCGCUCUAGUAUGCUUGCUUAAUGUAGAGCUGAACGUUAUAUAUCCAGCGAUAAUAGAAAAUAAUGUAAUUUCAAUCAGGAUGUGGACGUGGGGUGUGUGAGUGUGGGUAUACAGUAGACCUCCUUCCCUACAUUCACACUCAGCUUACUCUAGACAAACCACUUACGACUGCUUGUCUCAGGUCAUUUCUGCGUUAGCAAACUGACUACAUAGUAACAUAGAUCAGUUCCUAUGACUAUUACAUGAGCAGUCACUGUAUACGUAGAGCUCAAGCACUGAGCAAAGAUAACUCUGACCCAAGUCGACUAUACCACAAGAUACUCGAAAGACAGGAGAUUCCUCUUUGGUUCUUCAAACAUCGAAGCGAGACUUCACUGCCAUACACUUAUUAAUAGACAUUAUAUGGACGAACGAGAAAAGAUGUUUCAUAGUCAAGGAACAUUGCUGUGCGGCAUUCAUUACAAGAGCACGAAUAAUGACGACAAAGACGUGACUGCAAGUUGUCAUAUUCACCGCGACUAUUUACAAAUACAAAACAAGAAAAGUGAUUACAGGACCAAGAAAUAUUGAAAGAAAUUCACUAACGAAUUGAGAUACUAUUUCAAAGUCGUUUGUGAAUAGAAAAUAAAGCUGAUAUCUAGAUCUACCUUAGCCACUAAACAGCUUUGUUUACGUUUCAAGUCCAUCGUUACUGCUAUAGUAAACACUGUUGUUUGGCAUAUUUCACUGGCUCACAAAAGCAACAGACAGAGUUGUUGUGCAUCGAUGAUUUUGUGAAACAUGAUUGGAAACGAAUGUUGAAGUAUGGAGCAAGAAAACUGUACCCCCCCCCCCCCUUUCUCCAUUCACCCAACAGAUCAUGACAGCUAGAUGGACAACAAUGAAUUUUUGAACUCAAAAUUUUAUUUUCUGAAAUAAGUGUUUAAUAAACAAAAAAAAAUAAACGAUUACUUGAAAAUUUAUUCUCUAAAUUGAGGAGUCAAGGGCCGGUAGGACGUUAAAGCAUUCACUUUGUGUGUCUGAAACAUGUUUUUUUAAAUCACUACCUAUCUGAUUCUGAACUACUGAUUUUUUUCGACUUUCGAGGCUCUCAUGGUUUUUUUUGUUUUUGCUCCUUUUUUCUAUUUUUUGAUUUGGGAGUUUUAGGUUCUGCAUUUAUUGGUAUUGCUUUUUAAUUUGAAUUUUUUUAUGGCUGUACUUGUAAAAUUUUCUUGAGUUUUAAUUAGUUGAGUCUUGUGAAACACGAUCGUUAAUGAAUCUUGAAGACUAGAAAAAAGAGUGAAUCUCCUCACAAUACUGCACGGGUCGUGACAAAUUUUGAAUUGUUAUCUUGGAUUUUUGGACUACAGAAUUUUUAUAAUUCGUUUUUGAACUUUAAUUAAAGUUUGAUUUUUUAGAUUGAAUUAAUUGAAUUUUAAAUAAUUUUUCCGAAUUUUUGACAGUUGUCUGAUUUUUCGAAUUUUGCAUUAAUUGUGCUCGGUUGACUAUGUCCCAAUUGUUGAUCAAUAUAAAUAGGGUCUUUAAAUUUAAAAGAUUAAUUUGAAUACGAACGUAUUUCUGUGUUUGAACUAUUGUUUCGGCUUGCAUUCGAAAUUAAUGACUCAUGUAUAAAUAUUUUAUAAAUCUCCAUCGAUCAUCAUAACUUGAGUUUAAACUCGAAUUUUUAUCGAUUUUGUAAGUUCAAUCGAUUAAUAACUAGUGAAAAUUUGCUUCUCUCUAUUCUAUUAAUAUAAUUAUAUGAAACGCUAUAAAAUGUCAAAAAACCAAGAGCAAUCACAAAACGACAGCUUAGUAAAGCUAUGACCUUAAGUAGUAUCUAUUUCAAAAUAGCUAGAGUAUUAGUGAGUACAACACAACAGCGCACGGUUUCAUAUAAGAAAGCUAGACUGAACUGGAAUCACCAGAAUUGAAAUGUUGUUGAUAUAUCUAAACAUUGCACAUAUGUCAUGUGCUCAUGAACCCAUGACUAAAUCUGACUGGAUCAAUGAUUCAAAAAUUGAUAUCAAUCACUAUAUGAUGUUUAAUUUCAUUCGGAAUAGUGA